Portunus trituberculatus (swimming crab) is the source of this 450-nucleotide messenger RNA. Its product is annotated as pollen-specific leucine-rich repeat extensin-like protein 4. The transcript has a single exon. NCBI's taxonomy places the organism in Eukaryota, Metazoa, Arthropoda, Malacostraca, Decapoda, Portunidae. The record is from RefSeq and is a predicted model, not a curated record. Bases 1 to 450 code for a protein of 149 amino acids.
AUGGGCGGCGAUGGGGCGUGCGGGCGUGUGUUGGGCGCGAGGUGGGCGCAGGACUCGGGCGGGGGUGAGGGUCGGCGGCAGUGGCAGGCAGGACGGGACCGUGGGAAGCCGGACGCCAGACUGACGACAUGCCGCCGCGCCCCGCCCCGCGCCGGUCGAUGGCGGGGCGCAGACGCAGGCCAGACUCCCCCACCCAACCCCAACCUGCACCCAGCCCCCCAACCUAGCCUGUCCCAGCCCCCAAGAUCCCUCCAACCUGCCCCAGCACUCCCCAGCCUGCCCCCAGAUCUCCAUUGCCUAUCCUUGCCUUCUCCAGUCUUCCCCCAACCUCCCCAACCUCCCUCAGCCACCCCCAGGCCCCACAGACCCACGGCCCACAGCCCCAGCCCGCCCACUAACACCCACUCAUCCCAUGACCCACACACACACUCACACACUCACCGCCUUUAA